Danaus plexippus (monarch butterfly) is the source of this 1338-nucleotide messenger RNA. RefSeq lists its product as uncharacterized. The coding region runs from base 34 to 1281 and encodes 415 amino acids. Lineage: Eukaryota; Metazoa; Arthropoda; Insecta; Lepidoptera; Nymphalidae. The record is from RefSeq and is a predicted model, not a curated record. The transcript is spliced from 2 exons.
UCGUUAUAAUGGAGAUCUUUGCUGGAAGUGGUUAUGUUACUGACAUUUUGUCUUGUUAUUUUAUAUAGUUUUUUAGAAAUAAAUGCAUUCACACUAAAUUAUAGAAAUGGGAACAUGCAGAACACUAAAACAUUCCAAAAUACAACUAAUAAUAUUGAUACCGAAAGUGGUAAAAGAAUGGAAGAUGAUGGAACUUUUGUAACAAUAAUUCCAAACACAAUAAAGGCGCCAAACCUAAAGUAUAAUAUUUUUGAUAAAAUGUUAUCAAAUGAAAUGUUAUCAAUAAAACACCAUUUAUUUGACAAAAAUUCAACUUACGCAUCGUCAGUGUACAUAUCGUUACAAGACAACGUACCAACUCCCACACUUGAAUUAAAACAGAAAUGGCCCAUUGAGAAGCUUCUUUUAAAAUCUAAAAUUGAAUCAAUCAAUGUAAAGUCAACAGAAGAGACUGAUUAUGAUCGAAAGGUUGUCGUGUUUCCACCAUACUCUAGUAUCACAACUACCGUUGAUAAUCAAUUUCACUCAGAAAGGGAAAAUAUAGAUUAUACAAAACAUAAAAUCAUUGAAGUGAGAAGUUUCUCUAAUAAGCCCGUUCUCCAUACAAAGGUUCCGUUAGUUUUAAGACAAAAACAAAUCUGUUCUUGUCUAAAAACCAAUCAAGAUACAACAUGCAGCAAACACUGCACCGCCUCAGAGGGCUGUUCAAGGACAAAGAAAGUUUGCACACACACUGAUGAAUAUAAGACUUGUCAAUCUGAAUGCACAAGAACCGCUUUCAAUAAUAUCAUGUCAAUCACCCUUUAUCCUUACUACCCAUCUUAUUUUCUUGGAGUAUCAACAGACCCCCCUAACAUAUACUAUCAUCCAAACGUAAUAAACGAAUUGAAACUUCCGAAACAUAAACAUCGUCACUCAAACAAGCCUUAUGACUAUCAGCUAGAGGAAAAUGAAAAAGAUGAUAAAGGAGAGAAUUAUUACUAUGAAGAUACUACAAAGGAUUACUAUUCAGAUCCAUCUGUCACUGAAUACAAAAAUAAGAAGUGUAGGAAAUGCAAAUACAAAUAUAAUCAAAAUUUAUUGCAAACGGUUGAUUUCAAUUCUGGCAACUUAGAGGUUGAGAGUAAAGACAGGUUUAUAGAAGAAGUUGUUGAAGAUUUAAAAGCCUACUACAGCGAUGCUGUUAUAAGGGAUUGUUACUGUUCGUUUUCAGCAUUUAAUUUGAAAAUUCAAUAUAAAUUUGUUAUGCUAUUUACAGGUUUAAUUCAUGUCAUUAUGUAAAUUUAUAAUUUCAUGUUUCUGUAACUUUUUCAGUAUUGUAAGAUAAUAAAAUCAUAU